AUGCCCGCCAUUGUCACCAGUGACUUUGCUGCUGCCUCUGAUGGCUCCACCAUCUGGGUCUACUACCAGAACGAUGCCAAUGAGCUUCGUGAGGUGACCUCUUCGGACGGAUCCAAAUGGACUGAAACUUCUAGCGCUGUCGCUGACAAGCUUAAUGCCGGUGGCUCUCCUAUCACGGCCUACUAUAUCAAGAACGACGGUACUGCUGGAGGCAAGCCUGCGAUCCACGUCAUCUACAUCGACGCAUCUGGGAUCCUUCACGAGGUGGUCAAGACCCCUCUUGACAACCAAAAAUGGGAGGCACGCAAGCUGUCGGAUGACAUCAAGAAAGCACCCAUCCAGACCUCUCGUCUCGCUAGUGGAGUUUGUCAUGACACCGCCCCUGGUGCUCAUCAGUGGAUCUUCUUCGAAAAACUGGACUCGGAAUCUGGUAUUCCUCAAAUCGCCGAGCUCCGCAGCGGCUCGGAGAGCAGUUUCAAAUGGGUCUAUCAAACCAUUCUUCCUGAGAAGCCGGCCAGCGCUCUCCCCGGUACUCAGUUGGCCACCAACAUCACCGAUCCCGCCAACCGCCUCUUCUUCCAGGACCACAACGGUGACGUUGCCGAGUAUAUCGGUGGUUAUGAUAGUUGGAAUGGUACGGAUCCCCUCUCUCCCUUCUCCUUCCCUGCCUUCUCUUCCUUAUCCCCUCCUAAAUCCUCCCCAGUCCCUAGCCACCCCACCCAGCCCUUAAGAAAACCAAAUAACACCGCUGCAGACCACGCCGAAAUCCUCACCAACGACAAAGUAGAAAUCAACACCCCCAUCUCAGCAGCCGAGUCCUCGGUCCCGGAAAAGCCGUAUGUAUUCUACGUAUCGAAGAGCACGCCGCUCAUGAUGAUGUGCUACGACCAUGACAAGUCGACCGAAGUCGGCAAGUACUAUCCCGGUACGAAGAUCGAUGCGAUCACUGUUGGGAAGAAGGUGCUUUUGUUCCAUAAGCCGCUUGAGCAUCCGGGUAGUGUUUGGACUAGGGUUUUUGAUGGGAGUGAGUGGAAGAUGGGAGCGCAGGUUGUUGGGGCAUAG
Messenger RNA from Aspergillus affinis, 1062 nucleotides. RefSeq lists its product as uncharacterized. The coding region runs from base 1 to 1062 and encodes 353 amino acids. The transcript has 3 exons. Lineage: Eukaryota; Fungi; Ascomycota; Eurotiomycetes; Eurotiales; Aspergillaceae. The record is from RefSeq and is a predicted model, not a curated record.